AGCAUGGACAUAAACAUAUGACUCUCAAGUGUCAUGUCUAUGAUGUCACAUAGUCACACUCCGACCAUAACUCGAUUUAUACAAAAAAUUUGACCAACACUCCCUGCAAAUUCAAACAUUAUGGUGCGGGUUACAAACGUUCUUUGUCGCGUCCCCGUAAUAAAAUUUCGUAAGGGUGGGUUAGGUCAGGCAAGAGCACCCUCUACUGGCGCUUCAGCUGGCGCGGCACCGGCCGUUGCUACUCCUGCAGCUGCACCCGUCCAGCAACCCGCAGCCGCAGCAAUGAGCACAAACACUGUUCCUGAUAUUGAUCUUCCGCUUCGCUACAGAAGACUGCCACUUUCUGAGGAGGAGAUUGAAUACAUCAAUGGCGGCGGAAUUUCCGGAAGCCAAGCCAACGGAGCCAAACAAGCUAUUCAAGACAAAUCAAAAGGAAACCUGAGUAUUAUAAGAGUGCCUAAUUCUAUUUUAAUUGAUUGUACACAAAAGAAGAAACAAGCUGUUUCAUUAAAUAUAAUGGUACAAAAAUCAAAUGAAUGCAAAAACGCAAAAAAAUAAAAUGAAUUGUGAUCUAAAUUAACACUAUUUUGGAAGUAUGACAUAAUAUUAAAUAAUAGAUAGUGAAAUAAAUAAAUCGCAAUUUUU
This is a messenger RNA of Trichoplusia ni (cabbage looper), 645 nucleotides long. RefSeq lists its product as uncharacterized. The record is from RefSeq and is a predicted model, not a curated record. The transcript is spliced from 3 exons. Bases 121 to 558 code for a protein of 145 amino acids. Lineage: Eukaryota; Metazoa; Arthropoda; Insecta; Lepidoptera; Noctuidae. Gene Ontology annotation, biological process: 2-oxoglutarate metabolic process.